UCCAAACACGUCACAAGCCAAUCUCUCCUUCAACCACCAUGACCUGAGCUGCAACAGCAGAGCAGCCAUUUGAGUUCUAGAAAUAAUAUCCAAUGGAAACUGCAAUCGGUAAAUCUCUCAGUCUCUUCUCUCCGAAUUCACUCUCUCCCCACACUCUCAAUGACUUCAAUUCCCUUUUCAAUCACCUCAACACUGUCAUUUCCGCUCCAAACCCUAAAUCCAAAACGGAGAACAACUCAAAUUUUUCUAAAAUUUGUAAUAAUCUCAGAUUUUCAUCAACUACUAUUUCUAUUGAAGGAAAAGUUAAAAACCCAGAUAAACCCACCUCUCAGAAUUGGCUAAAACCAGCUACCAGAGACUCCCCAACUGUUCAUGCUCUGUUUAAGGAACUGUCGGUUCUUGAAAGGGCCGUAAUUGGUGCUGCUGCUGGUGGAAUUGCUGGUGCAUUCACUUAUGUGUGCCUUCACCCACUUGAUACUAUUAAAACGAAGCUCCAAACAAAGGGGGCAUCAGAAAUUUAUAAUGGCACAGUUGAUGCAAUUGUUAAGACUUUCAAAAGUAGGGGAAUUCUUGGAUUUUACAGCGGGGUUUCUGCAGUAAUAGUCGGGUCCACUGCAUCUUCUGCUGUGUAUUUUGGGACCUGUGAGUUUGGGAAGUCAAUCUUAUCGAGAAUUCCACGCUACCCACCUUUAUUGAUUCCUCCGACUGCUGGUGCAAUGGGGAAUAUAGUGUCGUCUGCUAUUAUGGUUCCAAAGGAGUUGAUCACUCAGAGAAUGCAGGCUGGUGCAAAGGGGAGGUCUUGGAAUGUUUUGUUGAGUAUUUUGGAAAAAGAUGGCAUUUUGGGGCUUUAUGCUGGGUAUAGUGCUACGUUGCUUAGGAAUUUGCCUGCUGGAGUGCUGAGUUAUUCAUCGUUUGAGUAUUUGAAAGCUGCAGUUUUGAGUAAGACAAAAAAGGCUAAUUUAGAGCCAUUUCAAAGUGUUUGUUGUGGGGCGUUGGCAGGGGCAAUAUCAGCUUCGUUGACAACCCCCUUGGAUGUGGUGAAGACUAGGUUGAUGACGCAGGUUCAUGGAGAGGUCACGAAUAAGGCUGCUGCUGCAAUGUAUGGCGGCAUUGCAGCCACUGUUAAACAGAUUUUGAAGGAAGAAGGAUGGGUUGGAUUUACUCGUGGAAUUGGGCCUAGAGUUCUUCAUAGUGCCUGCUUUUCAGCUAUAGGGUACUUUGCGUUUGAGACAGCUAGGCUUACGAUUUUGAAUCAUUAUCUCAAGCAAAAGGAGCUUCAAGCCAUUGCACUGCCUUCCACGUUGCCACUCAACCAAACUGGAUGAUUAUAGACCUCAAGUUUUUGCGGAUUUUUUAAUUUGGUGAAGGUUCUUCACCUAUUGCCCUUUUUCCACUCGGAUUAAUUCAGCUUUCUAACAGUAUGAACUUUUUGUUUUAUGGAUGUGAGUACUUUGCUGUAAUUUGUUACUUUAAUUGGUAUUCCAUGAUAAUAAUAGUUCACUGUCUUUAGUCGAUGCAGCAAAAUUUUGAACCCCAGCUAUACUUGUACAAGUAUGAUUGACACAUAAACUAGUAGUUGCUAUUUGCUGCACUUUUUCAUUUA
Olea europaea var. sylvestris is the source of this 1603-nucleotide messenger RNA. Its product is annotated as protein MITOFERRINLIKE 1, chloroplastic-like. Gene Ontology annotation, cellular component: mitochondrial inner membrane. Gene Ontology annotation, molecular function: S-adenosyl-L-methionine transmembrane transporter activity. The transcript has a single exon. The record is from RefSeq and is a predicted model, not a curated record. The coding region runs from base 93 to 1325 and encodes 410 amino acids. Lineage: Eukaryota; Viridiplantae; Streptophyta; Magnoliopsida; Lamiales; Oleaceae.